UGAAAGAGAGGGGCCAACACUUCAGAUCGGAGGCGCAGCGGUGCAGGACAGUUCAGCAGAGCAGAGAGGAGAGGAGUGCGGGAGAGACGGUGGCCGUCCGUCAACCAGCUGGGGGAACACACACUAACAAACCCUUAUGGCUGCUUGAGAAAUAACGAUACACCCCCCCUCCCCCUUUUUUCUCUGGAACUUUUUUUUUGGCUUUUAGUUUUUGUCCUGAACAGAAGUUGUUGCAAGUCUAAUUAGUUGCUCCAAGUUGAAAAAGUGAAUCCACUUUUGCCGUGGACGUCUCUGGCGGUCAUGGAUACCCAUAUAAGAUGGAAAGUUAAACGGAGGAUAAGGGACGCCUCAAUCACUUUAUUGAUUCUCCUUUUUGUCACGUCGCAAGCAAGUUCAGCGGAACCAGCAGACCUCUUGAAGAUUUUAGAUUUUCACAGUUUACCUGAGGGUGUUACGAGAACAACGGGUUUGUGCUCACAUAGAAGGUCUUCACAAGGACCCGAUGUGGCUUACAGAGUAUCCAAAGAUGCCCAGCUCAGUGCCCCCACCAAACAGCUGUAUACAGGUGAUGUCUUCCCUGAGGACUUUUCCAUCUUGGCCACAGUGAAGCCUAAGAAGGGCAGCCAGUCCUUCCUGUUGUCUAUGUACAAUGAACAGGGCAUCCAGCAGCUUGGUCUAGAAGUGGGCCGCUCUCCAGUCUUCCUGUAUGAGGACCACACAGGCAAACCAAGCCCCGAGGACUACCCCCUCUUCAGAGGAGUCAACCUAGCUGACGGAAAGUGGCAUCGAGUGGCCAUCAGCGUGCACAAGCAGACCAUCACCCUCAUUCUGGACUGUAAAAAGAAGACCACACAGAAGUUACUCCGAAGCCCCCAUCCAAUCAUUGAUACCAAAGGAAUUAUAGUGUUUGGAACUAGAAUACUUGAUGAAGAAGUCUUUGAGGGAGACAUCCAGCAGCUAAUGAUUGUAGCAGACCAUCGCGCUGCCUAUGACUACUGUGAGCACUACAGCCCUGAUUGUGAAGUGCCAUCUCCUGACCAGCCACAGAACCAGGACCCCAGCACAGACAAAUCUAACAAAGAGGGGGACAGCUACUACUACGAAUACCCUUACUACGAUGAUUUGGACCGGCCUUAUGACAUAACUUUUGAUUCUGAGACUACCACAACAGAAGCUGAGGUGACAGAUGUGGACAGUACGGUCACAGUGGGUGAGACUGUGAAAGGCAGUGCUCCUGGCGCCGACCGAAUCUCCACUUCUUUCUCCACCAGCUCAUCCUCUCACUCAUCCAGCAGCUCUUCAAGUACUGCCACUGGAGGAGGAGAUGGUGAUUACACAUCAGAGACCGGUUACGAAGGCUACGAUGACUACGGUAACUACGACAGCUACUACGAGGAGUCCACAGCUGCACCUACAGUGACAAUCUCCCACAACAAAACAUCGGCAGGAACCACCUAUGAUGAAUUUGGCGGUGGAGGUGGAGGCAGCAGCAGCAGCAGCAGCAGCAGUACACUAACUAUUGGAGGUGGAGGCAGCAGGAGUACACUAACCAUUGGAGGUGGAGGUGGAGGCAGCAGCAGCAGCAGCAGUACACUAACUAUUGGAGGUGGAGGCAGCAGCAGUACACUAACCAUUGGAGGUGGAGGUGGAGGCAGCAGCAGCAGCAGCAGCAGCAGCAGCAGCAGCAGCAGCAGCAGUACACUAACUAUUGGAGGUGGAGGCAGCAGCAGUAGUAGCACUACUCUGCACGUCAGUGGUGGAGGUAGCAGCAGCAGUAGUUCUUCCGUCGCCAUUGGGGGUGGAGGAGGUUCUGCAUCUGUGGGAGUAUCUUCCACGUCUGGAGGUGGUUCGGCAAGCGCCGGCACCGGAAACCGCGGGUCCAUCGCCACCGGGACUGGCCUGGGUCUGGAGGGCGAGGGCGAUUACACAGAUCUGGACGGGUUCAAGGAGGAGCAACUCAGCAGCUACGAUGACAUAGAUGACAUAGAUGACAUAGAUUACAACGUGGAUUACGGCGACAUUAACAAACUGCUGCCUGCUGAGACGGAUGAGUAUUAUGGACAGGUUGACGGAGCUCGUGGUGAGAAAGGACAGAAGGGAGAGCCUGCUGUUAUUGAGCCUGGAAUGUUAGUGGAGGGUCCGUCUGGGCCUGAAGGGCCAACAGGUCUCCCUGGACCCCCAGGUGCUUCUGGCCCACCAGGCAGUCCUGGAGAUUCUGGAGAGAGGGGUCCUCCAGGUCGCCCUGGACUUCCUGGUGCUGAUGGCCUGCCAGGACCCCCUGGAACUGUCCUGAUGCUGCCUUUCAGAUUCAGCGCUGGAGGUGACUCUGGGCAGAAGGGACCUGCUGUAUCAGCACAGGAGGCCCAGAUGCAAGCCAUCAUGCAGCAGGCUAGGCUGGCUAUGCGCGGCCCUACAGGGCCAAUGGGUUUGACUGGCAGACCUGGUCCUCUGGGUCCUCCUGGUGUACCAGGACUGAAGGGGGAGUCUGGAGAGUCCGGACCUCAGGGACCACGUGGACCGAUGGGAAGCCCUGGACCCUCUGGAAAGCCUGGUAGAAGAGGUCGUUCUGGAGCCGAUGGUGCCAGGGGCAUGCCAGGACAGACUGGACCAAAGGGAGACAGAGGAUUUGAUGGUCUGGCUGGACUUCCUGGUGAAAAAGGACACAGAGGUGAACCUGGCCCCCAAGGACCACCCGGUUCUCCUGGAGAGGAUGGAGAGAGGGGAGAUGAUGGAGAGAUCGGACCCAGGGGACUUCCCGGUGAACCAGGGCCUCGGGGUUUGCUGGGACCAAAAGGACCUCAGGGACCUCCUGGACCACCUGGUGUGACUGGAAUGGAUGGCCAUCCCGGACCAAAGGGAAACAUAGGACCUCAAGGAGAGCCAGGACCUCCCGGACAGCAAGGCAACCCAGGAGCCCAGGGACUGCCAGGACCUCAAGGAGCCAUUGGACCUCCAGGAGAGAAGGGCCCGACCGGAAAGCCAGGCUUGCCAGGAAUGCCAGGAGCUGAUGGUCCACCGGGUCACCCUGGAAAAGAGGGGCCUUCUGGAGAGAAAGGCCACAUGGGCCCUCCUGGCCCUCAAGGACCUAUCGGUUAUCCUGGGCCUCGAGGCGUGAAGGGAGCUGACGGCGUACGCGGCCUUAAAGGAAACAAGGGUGAAAAGGGUGAAGACGGCUUCCCCGGCUUCAAGGGAGAUAUGGGUGUCAAAGGCGACAGGGGAGAACUUGGACCAGCAGGACCGAGAGGAGAAGAUGGCCCAGAGGGGCCAAAGGGUCGCUCAGGGCUACCCGGAGAUCCUGGUCCUCUUGGCCCAGGUGGUGAGAAGGGUAAACUUGGAGUUCCUGGAUUGCCAGGAUACCCAGGAAGACAAGGACCAAAGGGAUCUCAGGGUUUCCAAGGUUUCCCUGGUGCCAAUGGAGAGAAAGGAACUCGGGGAACAGCAGGAAAGCCAGGCCCACGCGGACAGCGAGGACCAACGGGGCCUCGGGGAGAGAGAGGGCCGAGAGGACCAACGGGAAAAGCUGGUCCAAAGGGUAACUCAGGGAAUGACGGCCCACCAGGACCUCCCGGUGAGAGGGGUUUGCCUGGGCCUCAGGGACCAACAGGUUUCCCAGGACCAAAGGGCCCCCCUGGACCUGCAGGGAAAGACGGACUGCCAGGACAUCCUGGACAGAGAGGAGAGACUGGAUUCCAAGGCAAAACAGGCCCUCCUGGUCCUCCAGGUGUGGUUGGACCUCAGGGCCCGACAGGUGAAACUGGACCAAUGGGUGAUCGGGGCCACCCUGGACCCCCAGGCCCACCUGGUGAGCAAGGUCUACCUGGAGCUGCAGGGAAAGAAGGAGCCAAGGGUGACCCUGGCCCUGCUGGCCCAUCUGGUAAAGAUGGCCCUCCUGGGCCAAGAGGUUUCCCGGGAGAGAGAGGUCUGCCUGGUCCUGUGGGGGCUCAUGGCCUGAAAGGGAACGAGGGUCCUCCUGGCCCACCUGGCCCUGCUGGUUCUCCUGGUGAACGUGGUCCGGCAGGGCCAGCGGGACCUACAGGUCUCCCUGGACGUUCUGGCCCCCAGGGACCUCCAGGCCCUGCUGGAGAGAAAGGUGGACCGGGAGAGAAAGGACCUCAAGGCCCAGCUGGAAGAGAUGGUAUUCAGGGACCUGUUGGUCUGCCAGGGCCUGGAGGACCUCCUGGCCCGCCUGGAGAGGACGGAGACAAGGGAGAGCUUGGAGAGCCAGGCCAGAAAGGAAGUAAGGGUGACAAAGGAGAACAUGGUCCACCUGGUCCUACUGGCCCUCAAGGACCCGUUGGAGCACCGGGUCCUGCUGGUGUAGAUGGUGAGCCUGGUCCCAGAGGUCAGCAGGGUAUGUUUGGCCAGAAGGGAGAUGAAGGAUCCAGAGGAUUCCCUGGACCUCCAGGCCCAGUUGGUCUGCAGGGCUUACCUGGUCCACCUGGUGAGAAAGGUGAAACUGGAGAUGUUGGUCAAAUGGGUCCACCAGGCCCCCCUGGUCCCAGAGGUCCCUCAGGACCCCCAGGAGCCGAUGGUCCUCAGGGACCUCCUGGUGGUAUUGGAAACCCCGGUGCUGUUGGAGAAAAGGGAGAUACCGGUGAAACGGGAGAGCCAGGGCCCCAGGGAGAAGUUGGCCCACCAGGUCCAAGAGGAGAGCGAGGAGAAAAAGGAGAGGCUGGUCCGGCUGGUGCUGCCGGACCUCCUGGCCCGAAAGGACCCCCUGGAGACGAUGGUCCAAAAGGCAGCCCAGGUCCAAGUGGUUUCCCUGGUGACCCUGGUCCCCCUGGAGAGCCUGGUCCAGCUGGCUUAGAUGGUCCACCUGGUGAUAAGGGAGAUGAUGGAGAGGCCGGGCAGCCUGGUUCACCUGGACCCACUGGAGAAUCUGGUCCUGCUGGACCACCAGGAAAGAGAGGGCCUCCUGGACCUGCAGGACCCGAGGGAAGACAAGGAGAGAAAGGAGCCAAGGGAGAGUCUGGAUUAGAAGGUCCCCCAGGAAAAACAGGUCCAGUUGGUCCUCAAGGAUCACCUGGCAAGCCAGGUUCUGAAGGUCUCAGGGGGAUCCCUGGUGCAGUUGGAGAACAAGGUCUACCUGGUGCCCCAGGCCCAGAUGGACCUCCUGGACCUAUGGGACCACCAGGCUUACCUGGUUUGAAAGGAGACUCUGGUGUCAAAGGAGAAAAGGGCCAUCCAGGUCUUAUUGGUCUAAUUGGACCACCAGGUGACCAGGGAGAGAAAGGUGACAGAGGCCUUCCUGGUCCUCCAGGAUCGUCUGGUCCCAAAGGAGACACUGGUAUUGCUGGUCCUGCUGGUCCACUGGGUCCCCUUGGCCCUCCUGGGUUACCUGGUCCACCAGGUCCUAAAGGAGCUAAAGGCUCAUCGGGUCAAACUGGACCAAAAGGAGAAACUGGUACACCUGGACCUCCCGGCCCUCCUGGCCCUCCUGGUGAUGUCAUCCACCCACUCCCCAUCCAGGCUCCCAUUAAGGGCAGAUCACGCAGGAACAUUGAUGCCAGCCAGAUGGUGGAUGAUGCAGCUGUGGAUGCCAACUAUAAGGACUAUGAUGACGGCAUGGAGGAAAUCUUUGGCUCGCUUAACUCCCUUAAGCUGGAGAUCGAGCAGAUGAAGCACCCACUGGGCACACAGGGCAACCCUGCGCGUACCUGCAAGGACCUGCAGCUCUGCCACCCUGAUUUCCCUGAUGGUGAGUACUGGAUUGAUCCAAACCAGGGCUGCUCUCGGGACUCCUUCAAGGUUUACUGCAACUUCACAGCAGGUGGAGAGAGCUGCAUCUUCCCAGAUAAGAAGUCUGGAGGGGCUAGGCUCACAUCCUGGGUAAAGGAGAAUCCCGGUUCCUGGUUCAGUGAAUUCAAACGUGGUAAACUGCUUUCCUAUGCGGAUGCAGAGGGCAAUCCUAUCGGCGUGGUUCAGAUGACUUUCUUGCGAUUGCUGAGCGCAGCAGCCAGGCAGAACAUGACGUACAACUGCUACCAUUCAGUGGCAUGGCACAACCAGGAGCAGGACAACUAUGACAAGGCCAUCCGCUUCCUGGGCUCCAACGAUGAGGAGAUGUCUUAUGACAACAACCCCUACAUCCGCGCCUUGGUUGAUGGCUGUGCGUUGAAAAAGGGCUAUGAAAAGACAGUACUUGAGAUCAACACACCAAAGGUGGAACAGGUGCCAUUUGUGGACAUCAUGUUCAACGACUUUGGCGGUUCCACGCAGAAGUUCGGAUUCGAAGUGGGGCCCGUCUGUUUCAUCGGCUAAGACUUUUUACAGAACAAAUGGAGAAAAAAAAAAGCAUAUUUUUGUUUUCUCAGAAACAAUUGAAAAAAAAUAGGACAAUUCUAUUUGUUAAAAAGUUACUGUUUUUUUCCCAUAAAGCAACAAGUAUAAGCAAAAACGAAAUCAAGUUGAGAAUGCAGAGAAAUUCUAUAGGAAACAGAGGAAAUAACCUUGAAACCUCAGUGUGCCUUCUCCAUCACAUGCAAGUUUUGAAACUGGAUGUCAGAUCCUCCUUCCUAUACAGUACACUCACACACAAAAACCUAGCCCCCAUGUCACCACGCUUUUGUUCCAAACAACGAAGGCGACCUUGAGAGCUGCAGCCGUUCCAGACGGUCGCGCUAUUUGCCUUGGACUCCAUUUGAUUUGGCUCUUUUCUUUGCUUUUAGUUUUGAUCUCAUGUUUUCCUUCAUCUCACUGGCUUCAUCUGUUCUCAGUUCGUCUGCUCAUUUCACUACGGGAGCUUUGUUUGUGCAUAAUUGUCUCCCCAUUCUCUUGGAAUGGGCCAUAUAUAUAUAUAAAUAUAUAUAAAUGAUUUUUAUGUUUGUAAGUACAUUCUGUAUAUUUUUUUUUUCUGGGUACCUUUUAAUUGCUUCUGGCUUCAAAACAUGCAUGUGACUUUAUUAUUUGUGAGGUAGGAGACCGUGGAUCACAUCAGAAAUUGUAGAAAAAGUGAGAGAAUUCGACUUGUAAAUCAAAAGGCAAAAAAAAACAUGGUAAGUCCUUGUCUUGUUGCAACUGUGGAGCGACCGUCUUGUUGUAAUUUAAGAGCAAAAUGGAAAUAAAAGACGAAAACAAGCUCUGUGAUAUUAUGUGACAGUUGAUUUGCAGACAGAAAAGAAGAAGAAUACAUUCCUCCGUUUGUGUCCUCUGAACAGAACACCUGCAUUUGGUGGCAAUAUCCUUAACUUAAUAAACAGCUUCUGUAUGUUUCCUGAAAUCUGACUAUGCAGUGGGAGAUGAUGAUGUCACAUUGUAAUGAAAACACAAAGAAAUCAAAACCUAGGUGCUAUUUUCUCUCUCUUCUGUGGUGCUAUGUAUUUUUCUAGUUUGUGUUUGAAUUAUGGAAAAAUUUGUGCUGAGAAUACUCCAUCACCGGCAGCCCCUUUGACUCGCUUUGCUGCGUCCACUUCCUGUUUUUACUGCAGUGGUGGUUUAUGCAUGCCGCUGUUUUUUUUUUUUUUAUUGUUUUUAUUUUAUUCCCAUAGACCCACCCACCUGUAGCCACUCUCAGAUCAGUGCAGCAUGGUGCCAUAUGUUAUCUCCUGCUUCAGCGGACCACGCAGAUAAGAAAUGUGUCUGUAUUAAAUGUUGGAAAUGAUGAGAGGAAUCUAAGAUGGUGCUGUUGGCUUUACGUAUCAAUGCUCUGUGACGCUGCAUUUUUUUUUUUUUGGUAAGAUCAUCUGUGCCACGUCAGACUGAUAGAGUUGCAAAGUGGACAUCCUGUGAUUGGGCCAAAUGGAUAUGGCACAAAUUAAGGUCCUUCCACCAAAGUUUUUCAAACAUAGAUUUAGUUUUAAGUGGUUUGAAUUUUUUUUAUUUUAUUUUUUUGGAGAGACUUCUUCUUGAUUAGCCAGAUGGAAAAGUUUGUCCAUGCAGCGUCAAAACUUGCUUAUUGGUCUUAUUAUCUUUGCCCUUAUUGCAGUAAUGCUCUCUGUUCAAACUAUGCACUCUUUAUGCUUAUGACCACUAGUAUCUACCACAGAAUUUUUACAGCUCUUCAUACAUACGCUUUUUUUUUUUGGCUUCCUUUUUUUUUUUUUUUUUUUUUAAUCUUUAAAUAUGUGACUUGAAUCUUUUCUUUUAAGUCAAUAUGCUUGUAGAUCGUUGGCUUUAUCUUUCAUUGUGAUGCAGUACAUCCAAAAUUUAACACUCUGCUCUCAAUAAACAAAAAAAAAA
Archocentrus centrarchus (flier cichlid) is the source of this 8178-nucleotide messenger RNA. RefSeq names its product procollagen, type V, alpha 1 (gene col5a1). The record is from RefSeq and is a predicted model, not a curated record. Gene Ontology annotation, cellular component: extracellular matrix. The transcript has 66 exons. Bases 301 to 6261 code for a protein of 1986 amino acids. NCBI's taxonomy places the organism in Eukaryota, Metazoa, Chordata, Actinopteri, Cichliformes, Cichlidae. Gene Ontology annotation, molecular function: extracellular matrix structural constituent.